AUGGAAGAACCGUUGGGCGCAGAAAACGGCACUGUUGGAAUUCUGGUCAGUUCUGCGGUGGAGGUUAAUUUGGGAGGAAAACUGCUCAAACCUGCAGUGGUCGGAGUGAAGCUGGACUUGGAGGCCUGGGUCGACAAGUUCAAGAUCUUGGCCAGUAACGUGUCCGACAGUCGACAGGGUUCCCACAAGUGUGGACCGUCCAGGAGCUGUGAGAUGGACUGUGAGGUCAACACCGAC
Cynoglossus semilaevis (tongue sole) is the source of this 237-nucleotide messenger RNA. RefSeq names its product voltage-dependent calcium channel subunit alpha-2/delta-2-like. The record is from RefSeq and is a predicted model, not a curated record. Lineage: Eukaryota; Metazoa; Chordata; Actinopteri; Pleuronectiformes; Cynoglossidae. The transcript is spliced from 3 exons. The annotation marks the transcript as partial.